AUGAUGUAACAAUUUGAAAAUGAUUCGAAAAUAUCUAAUUUAGAUAUAUCAAAGUGGGAAUAAAAUACAAAAGAAUUAGAAAUUUAUGAUAAAUGUGAGAAAAUUAAAAUUAAAAUUAUUUUUACAAAAGAUUACAAAAUUAUCUAUUCAAGGAAUUCUGAAAUUUUACGGGUGUAAUAUUUAGUUAUUAUAAUAAAAAGCGAUAUAAUCAUAGAUAUUUCUAAAAAUCCAGAAAUACUGAUUAACUUGGAAUUGAUUCGAUAUUUUAAAUGGCAAGGUGAAUAUGGAUUAGAAAAUAAAAAAUGUGGAAGGUGGAUAGCGACAUUUUAAGGAAAUAUUCUAAAAGAUGUUGGUGGAUACUUUGUUGAUGGUUUCAAGCAAGGUAUAUGGAAAGUAAUAAAAAAUAAUUUUUGGACGUAAAUGAUACUAAUUGAUAAAAAAAUAUAGUAAAGCUAAAGUUUAUUUGAUUGGUGAAUAUUAUAAUGAUUUAAAAAGAGGGCAGUGGAAAUAUAUUUAGGAUGCCAAGAUUAUGUACUUAUUCUAAAUUAUUUAGUUACGGUGGGUAUUACAAUAAUGAAGAAGGUUAUAAAAAAGGAAAAUGGGUAGAAUUGGGGGAAGGAUUUUAUUGCGAUUCCUAAAUCAUUUAUAGAGGAGAAUACAAUAAGAAAGGUAUUAAAAUCGGUUAAUGGGAUAUUCUGUAAGAUAAAAAUAAUGGCUAGGGAUAUAUAUCAAUGUAAUAUUAUAAAUAUAAAUAUGUUAGCGGUUGCGGGUACUAUCAUAUUUAUUCUGGAAAUAAGAUUGGAAGAUGGGUAGAGUUGGAUGAAAGGUUUUAGAUUGAUAAAUAAGUUAUGUAUAGUGGUGAAUAUAAUAAGAAUGGUAAAAAAGUAGGUAGAUGGGAUAGUAUGUUUUGUAAAUACUAUGAACAGGAAUAUCAAUAAAUGUAAAUACUAAUUAAAUAUAUUAAUAUGGUAGUGGUGGUGGUUCUUAUGAUAAUUUAUAUGGAAUUAAAGUCGGAAAAUGGAUAGAUUUGUGGGAAGGCUUUAAGUAUAAUUCUUAAAUCACUUAUAAUGGUGAAUAUAAUUAGGAUGGUGUUAAAGUAGAUAGAUGGAAUAUUGAAUAUAAGGGAAAAUCAUUGUAAUUUAUAAUUGUGAGAUGAUUUGUUAGUGGUGGUGGAUUAUAUGAUAGUUGUUCAGGAAAUAAGAUAGGGAAAUGGGUAGAUUUGGAUGAAGAGUUUUGGAGUGAUAAAUAAGUCACCUAUAGUGGUGUAUAUAAUUAGUAUGGUAAGAGAAUAGGUAGAUGGGAUAUAACAUUAGAUGGAAUAUUAAUGUAAAUAUUAAAACUAUAGUUUGUUAGUGGAGGUGGAUCAUAUGAUAUAGAUUCUGGAAUUAAGAUUAGGAAAUGGGUAGAGUUGGAUGAAAAAUUUGAUUUGGAUACAUUAAUCAUUCAUAAUGGUCAAUAUAAUAUAACAGGUAAAAAAGUUGGUAGAUGGGAUAUUAUGCAAGAUAGAAGUGGAAAUGGAGAAUAUCGAAAAAUGUAAAUACUAAGAAUAUAAUAUGUUAGUGGUGGUGGAUCAUAUGAUUGCACUUUAGGGAUUAAGGUAGGUUAAUGGGUAGAGUUGAAAGAAGGAUAUACAUGGAUUACUUAUGUUGGUGAAUAUAAUAUGGAAGGAAAAAAAAUAGGUACAUGGGUAGAAAUGGAUAAAAAUGAGAAUUAAAAACGUGGCUAAUGUUAAUAUAACCAUUGA
Messenger RNA from Paramecium sonneborni, 1744 nucleotides. Lineage: Eukaryota; Ciliophora; Oligohymenophorea; Peniculida; Parameciidae. The record is from the annotation of a GenBank genome assembly.